AUGCCUUUCCAUAUCGCAGCUCUUGAUCCCACCCCGGGACGCAGAGGUUACGUCGCUGCAGGUACACGAACCAGUGCUACCGACAUCAUCAAUGUCACCGGUCAGGUUGGCUCUGCUGCUGAUGGAACCAUCCCGCCCGACUAUGAGUCACAAAUUCAUCUGGCCUUGUUGAACUUGCGCAGAGUUUUAGCUGAAGGAGGUGCCACCAUUGCCGAUAUUCUAAAGAUCAAUCUCUACAUUGUCAACUACAAUCCCGAGCAGAGAUUGCACACUCGAAUCCUCACCAAUUGGCUUGCAGGUCAUCGUCCGGCCUGCACGCUUGUCCCGGUGUCACAGCUUGCACAUCCAGGAUGGUUGUUCGAGAUCGAUGCUGUUGCAGCAAAGAAAAACGACCUCUCUACAGUCGCUUUGCAGACUACCAGAUCGCUAGUUGCGAACCAAUCGUCUGUCGAUGUUAUUAUCAUCGGUGCUGGUCUCGCAGGACUCAAUGCGGCAACCAAGAUCAAGGAGGCCGGGCUCUCCUGCAUGGUCCUCGAAGCUCGUGAUCGAGUUGGAGGCCGUACAUGGAGCCAACCUCUCAGUGAUGGACGCGGCAUUGUGGAGCUAGGAGCAGCUUGGAUCAAUGACACGAAUCAAACUGUGAUGGCCGGACUUGCUCGAAAGUUUGGCCUUGAGCUGCUGGUGCAGAGCAUCGAUGGUGAUUGUACAUUGCAGGAUGAAAAUGGUCAAGUCUCGACCUUCAAAUAUGGUGAUCUUCCUCAGCUUGGUGCGGCUGUACAGCGUGAUAUUGCGCAAAUCCGUGAUUGUACAGAAGCCGACAGUCAGAGCGUUGAUUGUGCUAGGCCCAGAAACACAAAUCUGGACACUAUCACCUUUGCCACCUACCUCCGACAAAACGGAGCAAAAGGUGCUGCGUUGCAGACUGCCAGCAUCUGGUGUCGGGCCAUGCUCGGACGCGAGCCGGAGGACGUUUCUGCACUAUUCUUCCUGAACUAUUGCAAGUCUGGCGGCGGCCUACUCAACAUGCGCAAUGAUGGUAAAGGGGGCGCUCAAGCUUUGAGAGUGCGACAAGGAACCCAGUCAUUCUCCAAGGGUCUUGCGGCUGAGCUUGGCCCCGGCGUUGUGCACUUGUCUACCCCUGUACACGCCAUUCAACAGGUUGAAGGCCGCAUGGCACUCGUCCACACGGGAAGUCGAGUGGUCGUCGCACGCAAAGUCAUCACCACUGUUCCACCCGCAGCGCUCAAGCAUGUCAAUUUCUUCCCACCACUACCCAGGGACAAGCAAGUACUUAUCGAUUCAUUCCGCUUUGGCUUCUACCGCAAGGUCAUGGGAGUCUUCACGGAACCCUUUUGGCUAAAGAAAAGCCAUUGUGGCUUGACUCAAUCUUUCAAUGGCCCUUCCUCCGUCAUGAGAGACAGCAGCAGCCCAGCUGAUGGUAAGUGGGUUCUUACUUGCUUCAUGACAUCAAAUACAGGCGCUGCUUGGGCGGCGCUGCCGCAAGCAGAAGCGCACGAGCAAUUACUGUCUCAAAUCUGCAAACUGUACGACUCGCCCGAAGCACGCGACCUGUUUGUCGAGUUCAUCAGUUCAUCGUGGGACAAAGACCCUUUGACGGGUGGUGGUUGCCCAGCCGCAUCGCUCUCUCCAGGUGUGCUUGACUCGGUCGGACAUACGCUUAGAGAACCGUUUGGCCUGGUUCAUUUUGCGGGCACCGAGACGGCUGCAGAGUGGAAAGGGUACAUGGAAGGAGCUUCCAGAAGCGGACAACGAGCUGCGAACGAGGUUCUCGCCGAUCUACUCUCGCCAGUUGCAAAAUUGUGA
Aureobasidium melanogenum CBS 110374 is the source of this 1824-nucleotide messenger RNA. Its product is annotated as flavin-containing amine oxidoreductase. Bases 1 to 1824 code for a protein of 607 amino acids. The record is from RefSeq and is a predicted model, not a curated record. NCBI's taxonomy places the organism in Eukaryota, Fungi, Ascomycota, Dothideomycetes, Dothideales, Saccotheciaceae. The transcript has 2 exons. Gene Ontology annotation, molecular function: oxidoreductase activity.